UGAUAUUCAGCUUCGCUGUCAGACGGCACCACAAGGAAGGCUGCAAGCGCAGAGUUGUAGAAGGGAUAGUACAUGUGCUUGGGUUGGAUGGAUGACUUGUGUGAAGACAAGUAAUGCACACUGUUCAUAUGAAAUGCACGCCUGAUGCAGAAAGCUGGAGAAACAAUGACCUUCUCCCUACAGCAACAGGAUCUGCAGGGUCCCUAUGCAGAAGAUCAGUAUGCACCAUCCGAGUAUCGAUGAGCCAUCUUUAAUAUUACAUUCAUGGAGAAGCAAGUUUUCAUAUACUGGACGGCCUUUAACAUCACCCUACUGUGUCAAUUUAUUAACGCAUAUUCAGAGAUCUGUGACGACGCUUAUAUGGAGAUCAGACCCAGCAACAUCGCCCACGUGGGCUCCAUCAUCACCAUUACAUGUACCCGAAAGAGCAACGGCAAGCAAGGUGUCCAAAUCAUUGCCAGUGAUAAGAGAUGGCAAAAUCUACACGGGAAUUCCAUCACCAUUACCGACACCAGUUUUACUCCCCGGAGGAUACCGUACAAUUGUAAUAAUGCUGCCGACAAGCUGAUCUGUGGAGCUGACAUAUAUUUUGGAUUCCCUCCGGAUCAACCAAGAAUCAUCUCAUGUGAACAGCAAGGAGAAUCUGGAAAUGUUUCCUGCUUGUGGGAGCUGAAGAGACCUAGCGGCCUCCCCAAUAGCUGCACCUUGCAAUUGCAGAUGAGACAGAAAAAGAUUACGGAGAGUGUUUUGGAGAGCUGCCAGACUGGGACCAAUUUACUGACCCUGCCCGUGGCAGCCAAUCCUGGAGGAGAAUACACGGCUUUGGUGGUGACCUCUAACCCGCUGGGAAAGAACACUUCACAGCUCUAUAACUUCACUUUCUAUGAUAUAGUGAAACCACAUCCACCAACCAACAUAACCAUCGACUGUGACCAGACAUCGGAUGAGUGCUCUGUGACCAUUCACCCAGACGGGGAUAUACAGCACAUCCGCCUAAGAUAUCAAGCCAACAAUAAGGGAGACUGGCAAGAGGUAGAAAGCUUAAUUAAUAGAAGCUUCUCCUUCUAUCAUCUCCACCCAAUGACUCAGUAUCACCUCCAGGCUGCCUGCAAAUACCGGUAUGGACGGGGAAUAUGGAGUGACUGGAGCCAGCUUGUGACCUGGGAGACGCCAGAGAGCAGGCCACGUGGAAAGCUAGAAGUGUGGUACAAAUUGUGCAAAAUCACAGAGAAAACAUGGACUGUCACACUUUACUGGAAGCGUAUGAAUGCCUCAGAGGUCAGAGGUCACAUUCGGUUUUAUCAAGUGGCAUUUCAGCGGGUGGAUCAGAGCAGCCCGGCAUCCAUUCACAACACCACAGACACAUGGUUCAGCAAAGACAUUGAGGCGGGCGAGUACGUCAUUGCUGUGUCAGCGCACAACUCAAAAGGAAACUCAACUCCCACACUGAGCAGAGUCACUGGUCGGGACCUUUCAGGUUUACUUCCGCCUAUAAAUGUCGUUGCCACGACUAAUGGCGCAAGCAACGGUGUAACCCUCACCUGGGACCUGCCAACAGGAAAUGAAGAUUUGGGUUGGGAUCAGAUUGUAGAAUGGGAAGAUCCUACAGAGGACAAGCUAAACCAAACCGACUGGGUGAAAGUGCCCAAGUUUGAACAAAAAGUAACAUUAUCAGGACACUAUAAGCCUUACAUAUGUUAUCAGUUCCGGGUCUACUUUCUGCAGGAAGGGAGAGUGGGAGUCCCUGGAAUGAUAAUGGCCUCAACACAAGAAAAAGCUCCUGAGGCUACUCUAGAAAUAGACGUCAAUGUAAACAAACAUGGCCCCAUACUGGUCACCUGGAGGGGAAUUCCACCAGAAAAACAAAUGGGAUGUAUCCGUCAUUACAGCAUCUACCUGAAGGAUCGAACGUCGAGUUUGACCAAAGAGGUUAAAAUAUUGUACAAUCAAUCGCAGAAUAAACAGUAUGAGAUUGAGAAGGGAAGUAUGAAUGGGAAGUAUGUGCUGUGGAUGACCUACUCCAAUGGAGCCGGAGAGACCACCUCCAGACAGGAAAUGUAUUUUACAGUAGAUGUUCCGCAAGAUGAAUAUGUGAUCGUUUACGCGUUUCUUGCUGUACUUGUAUUAGCAUCUUUUCUGUUCCUUCUCCUAAGAGUAAAGCAAAGGUUACUUAUGUUGCUCUCAAAAAUUCUACCAAAUUUAUGCACCAAAGCCAUCCCCGAUCCAGCCAAUUGCGAGUGGGCAAAGGAGUGCAUCUCCAACAAGAAUGAACUCAUGAGCUUCCCCAGCCAUGCCUCCAGCACCUCCGACUGUGAUGAAGCAGAGACGUUGGAAAUCGAGGUGCUGAGCAGUGAAGAGGAGUUUCAUUAUUGCCCAACAUACACCAUUACCCCUCUACAGACUGUAAGUUACCAGGAGAAAGAUGUCCACCUUCAGGAAGACACAGAGAUUCUACAGCCCAGCUUGCAUCAAGCAGAGCAGAACCUGUACAAGUCAAUAGCCUUUCAAGCAACAGGAGAGACGAAGGUGCAAACAUCGGACUACUUGGUCAAUCACGUUAUUGCCGUGGACUAUUUGCCCAAAAACAUUCUGACUGUGUACAAGGAUAAGAGUGAAGAGGACCUCUUCCACUCACAGUUCCACCUGCCUUCCUGGGUUAUGGCUUCAGGAACAAUUAAACUGGACACUGUAAGGAUUGACUUUUCCUGACGAUGAUUUAUGAAUUUACUAUAAAAAGACUCUAAUUGCUAUUUAGGGAUUACUUCAUAAAAAAUCCUUAAACU
Messenger RNA from Rana temporaria (common frog), 2783 nucleotides. RefSeq names its product interleukin 12 receptor subunit beta 2 (gene IL12RB2). The coding region runs from base 265 to 2709 and encodes 814 amino acids. The transcript is spliced from 16 exons. Gene Ontology annotation, cellular component: external side of plasma membrane. Gene Ontology annotation, biological process: cytokine-mediated signaling pathway. Lineage: Eukaryota; Metazoa; Chordata; Amphibia; Anura; Ranidae. Gene Ontology annotation, molecular function: cytokine receptor activity; protein binding. The record is from RefSeq and is a predicted model, not a curated record.